This is a messenger RNA of Gigantopelta aegis, 4940 nucleotides long. Its product is annotated as POC1 centriolar protein homolog A-like. The record is from RefSeq and is a predicted model, not a curated record. The coding region runs from base 77 to 1165 and encodes 362 amino acids. Gene Ontology annotation, molecular function: protein binding. NCBI's taxonomy places the organism in Eukaryota, Metazoa, Mollusca, Gastropoda, Neomphalida, Peltospiridae. The transcript is spliced from 10 exons.
UUGGAGAUUCUUGUUAGGAUUUACUAAAUCAUUUAGAACGAAAACUUGUUUGUAGCCCGGUAUAUUUAAUAACAACAUGGCCGAGAACUUACGUGUACGUACAGUGAGUGGCGAUUCAAUUAAAACGUCAAGCGAAUUCAGCAUAGAUGAAGCUUUCAUAAAAAAGACUGGUCCAUAUUUGGAGGGAAAUAUGAAAUUACUGGAUACAAUUGAAACACCUGCAGAUGUGAUGUCAUGUCGAUUUAGUCCAGAUGGUAGCCAUUUGGCUGUGGGAUUAUGUGAUGGGUCAAUUAAGAUUUACAGUUCUUCCACGGGCAGCAUGCUUUAUAGCCUUAUGGACGAGGAAACCAUGUGUCAUCGACUGCCUGUCACGCAGAUCCGAUUCCGCCCACAUGCACCAGAAGAGAAACCCGAAUACGUCCAUAUCAUACUGGCUUCAUAUGCUUCAGGUCUUGUGAAAUUCUGGCACUAUACGACGGGGAAAUGUCUUCACACCAUCAAUGAAGUGCGCCAGACUCUGGCAUUAGCGGUGAAACCUGACGGGAGACACUUCGUCACGGCGGGAGCAAACACGCAGAUCUACCUGUAUGACAUGGAGACCAAGCAGAAGAUUCAAACCUGUGAACCCAGUGAUUCGAGAGAUGUGAUGAACGGUCACCGUUUCCGCGUGUUCGCAGCUCAGUACAAUGUUACUCACCCCAAGCUGUUUAUCACAGGAGGCUGGGAUGACACAGUCCAGUAUUGGGAUGAACGCCAGGUGCAUGCCCUGAAAAGAUUUGUUGGUCCACAUAUUUGUGGUGAUGCUCUUGAUAUUGAUCCAAUUCACAACCACAUACUGACUGGGUCUUGGAGAAAAAAUGCUGUACUGCAGAUUUGGGAUUUUCCAAAAGGUGAAAAAAUAAAGGAUGUUCCGCAAGAUACACUGAAUACAAGCCAGUUAUACUGUGCUCAGUGGCUUGGAAAGGACAGCAUUAUUUGUGGUGGUAAUGGUGAAAAUAUGGCACGGAUUAUUGACAGAGGAACCUUAAAUACGACGGGCCAGCUAGUUGACCUGCCUCAAGGUGUCUACUGCAUCGACAAUGACCGGCAGGGAAACCAUGCCAAGAUAGCCAUCGGCUGCAGCCACUUCAUCUUCCUGGUACGAAACGAAAAGAGGAAUGCUUGAGGUGAUGAUAAAUCACUGGAAAUAAGGGGAAACUUUAACAUUAACUUGAUCAGUCAGUCCAUUUUUGUAAAAGAAAACUCGUUCACAAUUAUUGCAAACUACAUGUAAACUAAUUUUAGAUAUAUAUAAAAAAAGUUUAUAUUAUUAUUUCUCAUAAUGCUGAUACACAAAAAACUAACAAAUUGUAUUGAAAUUUAUGUUUUAUGAUGAAAAUCGGUGUCAGAUAUAAAAUAAACUGGAUUUUAUAAUACAAAUUAAAGUGAUAUUUAUUGUAGUUAUGAACAUUGUAUUUUAAUACCAGUGUGUGAAAUAAUGAAGUUGUUAUACAUGUAAUUAGUUUCAUAAAGUGUUUGGAGAAACAAAAUAUUGAAUAAGCUGAAAUAAUACAAAAUAAAACUAGUUAUUGAGACCUUGCAUGCAGAAGAGUGUAGGUGAGAGUUGUGGUGCAGAACCAUCUUUGUUUUUUCAUUUUAUUCUUGGGAUUAUAAGAAAAUAUGUUUUUUUACAAACAUUGUUAUCGGUAACAGCACAGUGUGAAUAAUACUAAUAUGAAAUGUAAUGUUAUGUUUUCCCUUUUCUCAUUACAAUUUAUGAGAUUUUAUCGCUCUCUCGUGGAAGUUGAGUAGGCUUGACACUGGUGUUUUCGUUACUCAGAAUUACUGCAAGUCGUGUAUACACACUAUAAUACAUGACACAAACACUGAUAGCACUUUGACAAGACCAAGCUGGAGAACCUUUACAUCAAUAAAUAAAACCGGAAUGGAAACGGGAAGCUUCUCCACAAGACUUGCCAGAUGAAUACUACAUGCACAUGUAUGUCGUAUUAAACAUGGUUCAGGUGUUAAGAUACACGAUACCUCAUGUUAACCUGUAAAUUAUGUGUGAACACAUCUCUAACACAAAUGUGAUGUAAAUGUGUACAAUUAUUAACUGUUAAUUUAUCUACUACCUCGCCUACCAAUUUACCAUGAUGGUAAGGUUGUGCAUCAGAUUAGUAUUUAUACUAAAAAGGAAGGGAAAAGAGAGAAUGUAUAGAUAGUGAAAUACAAAACUAAAUCACUUUGCUUUACAAGUUUCAACAUUCCACAUAUGCUUUAAAGACUUAUUGUGUUUUUAACAUACAUGGAUCUUAUACUUUAUUUGCCUUGUUGUUAUAUUUAUGAUUGCAGUUUGUGAUACUUUUAUCAGGGUCAUUUGUGGAUGAACUCAUAGGCCAUGUUCAAAAGUUGUGUGUAAUUUGUUCUCAAUGAGAGUAAUAAAGGCUGUUCUCGAAGUGAUCACCUGGAGUGGAGUUCACUUGCAGCAUUAGGCAGUUUGCCAAAACAUGACAUGUUUCACAUCUUUCACUUGCAGACAUUUUUGUCUAAUUUUGUUAGAUGCAAAAUGCUAACUGAUAACAAUAUUAUUGCAAUCUUGCUAACACAAAUUAAUAGCUCUUUGUAAAUUUUAUUUCAUCAGUGUUGAAGUUCUGAACCAUCUAAAGUUUGAAGAGAAUCGAUGAACCAUUCUUAUGUACAGAUUAAUGUGCUUGUUUCAUAAAGAACAAUUAUUACACUGCAGAAAGAUUAUCGAAUAGUAAUUGGUUCUUGUCUAACUCAAUAACAUCCACAAAUGGCCCCCAGAACUGAGUGCCUAAGUUAUUUACAGAACAUAUUCCGUCCACAAGUUUUCUGUUAAAUUUAUUGGUUACUUAUUUUGUAUAAUUGGUUCUUGAUUUUGUUACUUUUUAUAUAGUGUUCUUUUGUCUUGAGAGUUAUAUUGAUAACAACAGAUACUUGUGCUUUCACAUUGUAGUGUUGGAAGUAACAUCAGUUACAUGUACCUGUAUUUAGAUUGUGCUAACUGUUUUAACUGCUAAUGAUGCAUUUAUAGGAAGUUGUAUGGACUCCGGUCAUAGCCUCUUUAUUUGAAUCAUUAAUUUUGCUCAUGUACAUUUUCACAGAGUAUGGUAUUCCACUGGUUGGAACAAGUUCAGGUAUUGGCGUGCAUGCAUUUUAGUCCAAUCAAUUUAUGUGAGGGAGUCAACCCACAACAAAUUGCAAAAGAAUUUAUUUCUUCACCAUUCACCAAACAUAAAAAAAAGUCUUCCAAAAUUCAAGUAGUGGAACGGUGCCUAAUUUGCAUAAAUCCAAUAUGACCACCACAAGAUUAGUCAUUAUGCAAUUUUUAUCAAUUUUCACCUCUAACCAAACUAAUUUCAGUGUUUCCAAUUUCAAUACUUUUAACAUUGUAUUUUUUUCAUAAUUUUUAAUAUUUUGUACAUUUAAGUCAAUGUUACAUGUAGAUAAAUAAUCGAAAAUGGUAUACAUUUGUAGAAUACUUCCUCUUUAUAUAUUGUAGUCAUGGUACAUUAGAUUAAUUUUAUGUUUGGAAAAUAAAACACUUGAAUUGCAUAUUACAAAAUAUGGUAAAAUAAAAUUAAUUCAUGGACAAGAAAAAUAUUAAUUCAUUUUGGAAUAAUUAUUAUCCAAGCAUAAUCUAAAAACCUCAUUUUGCAAUUACACGUAACAGCCUCUGGCAUUUCCUUUGAGGCUGGCUCCUUGUAUGUUAAGACUGGCAGGUACUUCUUCCCACUUCUUCAUACCAUUCCCAGUCCUCUGGAUUCCUGCGAUCUCUCUGUGUGUCAUCCACACUGCUGUUAUGUCAGUUAGACGCGCAUGCUAUGGACAUGGCAGUUCCCGAGGUUGGGGGAAGCACUGCUGGCUUCACACAAUAUCAUAAUGUACUUCUGCCUACCUUCUGAUAAAUGUAUUGCAGUUUAAGGACAUCCAGCUUGUCACCUUCAGAGCUUCUAGAAUGUUUAUGAAAUACACAAGCCAUGAGAUCAGUUAUUUUAAAACUUUACUAGCCACAAUUAAAAAUUCACAAGCCCUACUUUACUUAAGUUAAUACAAUUUUACUAAAUAAUUGAAAUAAUUAGAUAUGUCACCUAAAGAGGGACAUAGAGCUUAAAAACACCAACAUAAGUGGGUGGGGUGGGGGCAGUAUAUUCAUAAUUACAAAAUAGACUUAACUGCAGCAUUUGACCGAAAAAUUCACAAGCCGUCAGCCAUGACAAUAGUAGUUAUUUACUAGCCCAACAUUGAAUAUCACUUGCCAUGGGCGUGGGUCUACCAUAGUCUAGAAGCCCUGCACCUUGUAAGCAAAUUAUGGUGUUCUCCCAACUGCUAUUACGUGUACAUCUGUUUUUGUGCUGUUUCAUUUACUAAACACUUCUGGUUUGUGUGUCUCAGCUUCAGUCCAAGUCAUUUGUAACAAGGAUAGUUCAUUUAAUUGUUUUUAUAGCUGCAGCAGUGGCAAUAUGCAUACAUGUGCCUAGUAGAUGUGCAUAGUAGUAGAUAGCAUCUACCUAGACAUGUUCUGCGUAACACUGUGGUUUGUUACUCAAUAGAGUUAUAUGAUGAACCUUUGCUUAUUCUCUUUGAUAGAAAGAAAAUCUUUUUGUCCUUGCUCCAGCACACAUUCCUUCUCUUCGUUGCUGUGUUGUGUCCUUUGUACUUGGUUCUUAUAAAUGGCCAUCAAAUAACACUACUGAUCAACCAUACUGACUUGUCACAUAUCUAAUGUACUGCUGUCAUAUCUUACAACAUGUUGAACCCUGAUCCCACGCAAUUCUAUGUAACAGUGCACCUGCAUCUAACAUAUAUUGGAGGGCAGGACGUAGCCCAAUAGUAAAGCGCUCGCUUGAUACGUGGUCGGUUUGGGAUCAAUCCACAAUGGUGGGCCCAUUGGGCUAUUUCUCAUUCCAGCCAGUGCACCACAACUGGUAUAUCAA